CUGGGUCUGAACAAGGAGGUCUGGGGUCUAGACCCUUGUAUCUGAGGGACAAUGUUCUCUCUGACCCCCUGGGUGUGAGGGGAAACAGCUGGGACUUGGAAAUCUGGGUGUAAGAAAGAAACGGAGCGCUGAGGCACCUCCAGGUGGACAGAGCUGUCACCAUGAACACCACCUCGGGGCCUGAAGCUGCACCCAAACCAAGUGCAAAGUCUAUCUAUGAACAAAGGAAACGUUACUCCACCGUGGUUAUGGCUGACGUAUCCCAGUAUCAUGUCAACCACCUGGUCACCUUCUGCUUGGGGGAGGAGGAUGGCGUGCACACGGUGGAAGAUGCUUCCAGAAAGUUGGCCGUCAUGGACAGCCAGGGACGCGUCUGGGCACAGGAGAUGCUACUGAGAGUGUCCCCUGGCCAUGUCACUCUGCUUGACCCGGUCUCCAAGGAGGAGCUAGAGUCAUAUCCUCUUGACGCCAUCGUACGCUGCGACGCGGUGAUGCCCCGCGGCCGGAGCCGCUCGCUGCUGCUCCUGGUGUGCCAAGAGCCAGAGCGUGCGCAACCAGACGUCCAUUUCUUCCAGGGCCUGCUCCUCGGGGCGGAGCUGAUCCGCGAGGACAUCCAAGGGGCUCUGCAGAACUACCGCUCUGGACGCGGGGAACGCAGGGCGGCAGCGCUCAGGGCAACGCAGGAGGAGCUGCAGCGUGGCGCCUCUCCAGCUGCGGAGACCCCGCCCUUACAGCGUCGCCCCUCGGUCCGUGCGGUCAUCAGCACCGUGGAACCGUCCGCGGGACGCGGGCGACCCCAGGUGGAACCAAUCUCAGAGACGGAAGAAGCGGGGAGAUCCGGCCCAGCUCGCACCAGCGCGAGCAACGCUAACCCGACCUCCCCGGACCUGGGCCCGCGGGGUCCCGAGCUGGCGGGUCUGCAGGCCGAGCGGGAUGUGGAUAUCCUGAACCACGUGUUCGACGACGUGGAGAGCUUCGUAUCCAGGUUGCAGAAGUCAGCAGAGGCUGCCCGGGUUUUGGAGCACCGCGAGCGCGGCCGCAGGACGCGCCGCCGAGCAGCCGGAGAGGGCCUGCUGACGCUGCGAGCCAAGCCACCAACCGAGGCUGAAUACACAGAUGUGCUCCAGAAAAUCAAAUAUGCCUUCAGUCUGCUGGCCCGAUUGCGCGGCAACAUCGCCAACCCCUCCUCUCCAGAGCUGCUGCACUUUCUGUUUGGACCUCUACAAAUGAUUGUGAAUACUUCGGGGGGUCCUGAGUUCGCGAGCAGUGUGCGACGCCCGCAUCUGACCUUGGAGGCUGUGGCGCUGCUCCGCGACAACGUCACUCCUCGUGAAAACGCGCUGUGGACCUCGUUGGGGGACUCCUGGACGCGCCCAGGGGUGGAGCUGACCACGGAAGAAGCGUCUCCAUACAGUCCCGAAUUCUACAGCGGCUGGGAGCCUCCGGCCACUGACCCGCAGGGCCGCGCCUGGGAGGACCCAGUGGAAAAACAGCUACAACACGAGAAGCGGCGCCGGCAGCAAAGCGCCCCCCAGAUCGCUGUCAAUGGUCAUCAAGAGCCAGACCCGGAAGCCGGGUCCCAGCUAGAAGAGAGAGCCAGAAAGUGGGUUCUGUGUAAUUAUGACUUCCAAGCCCGAAACAGCAGCGAGCUGUCCGUCAAGCACCGAGAUGUGUUGGAGGUCCUGGAUGACAGGCGCAAAUGGUGGAAGGUUCGGGACCAUCAGGGCCAGGAGGGCUAUGUACCUUAUAACAUCCUGACACCCCACCCGGGACCUCAGGUGCACCGCAGCCAAAGACCUGCAGGAAACCUAGAGACUAGUACUCCUCCUCCUGCCCCACCCGCACCAGCUCCAGCCCCCGCUCAGGUGCGACCCCACUGGGACAGUUGCGACAGUCUCAACAAUUUGGACCCCAGCGAGAAGGAGAAAUUCUCCCAGAUGCUCAGUGUCAAUGAGGAGCUGCAGGCGCGCCUGGCGCAGGGCCGUUCGGGUCCCAGCCGGGUAGCCCCGGGACCCCGCGCCCCGGAGCCUCAGCUCAGCCCGCGCUCUGAGGCCUCGGUGGUCCGUGCCUGGCUGCAGACCAAGGGCUUUAGCUCGGGGACUGUGGACGCCCUCGGAGUGCUGACCGGUGCACAGCUCUUCUCGCUGCAAAAGGAAGAGUUGCGGGCGGUGUGCCCCGAGGAAGGGGCGCGAGUGUACAGCCAAGUCACCGUGCAGCGCGCGCUGCUGGAGGACAGAGAAAAAGUGUCAGAGCUGGAGGCCGUGAUGGAGAAGCAAAAGAAAAAAGUGGAAGGCGAGACCAAGACGGAAGUUAUUUGAUCCUUCCUGACCCGGUCGCAAAACGGGAAGAGAUGGCGGGGGUUCCCAGCGCCCCCUAGGACAACAGUCGCCAGACUCCUCCCCAUCACCAGUGACGGGAGAUGUCCCGAAGGAUCGCCCAGCCUGGUCUCCCCGCUUCCCCGGCAGGCAGGCUGCACUGACAGUGCUGACCGGAACCUUCCAGAGGGACCUCCGACUGACAGGCAUGGGGAAGGGGACGGAGCACAGAGACACUACCAGAGAGACAUGCCCAAGAGGCGCACUGUGCGUUGUGAUGUGCUAUACAUAAAGAGCCUCCUUUUCAGACCA
This is a messenger RNA of Mesocricetus auratus (golden hamster), 2627 nucleotides long. RefSeq names its product EPS8 like 1 (gene Eps8l1). Gene Ontology annotation, biological process: positive regulation of ruffle assembly; Rho protein signal transduction; regulation of Rho protein signal transduction. NCBI's taxonomy places the organism in Eukaryota, Metazoa, Chordata, Mammalia, Rodentia, Cricetidae. Gene Ontology annotation, molecular function: actin binding. Bases 162 to 2318 code for a protein of 718 amino acids. The transcript has 20 exons. Gene Ontology annotation, cellular component: vesicle; ruffle membrane; plasma membrane. The record is from RefSeq and is a predicted model, not a curated record.